Molecule: messenger RNA, 489 nt
Organism: Cryptococcus wingfieldii CBS 7118
Lineage: Eukaryota; Fungi; Basidiomycota; Tremellomycetes; Tremellales; Cryptococcaceae
Product: dynactin 5
Exons: 4
Coding region: 1-489 (162 amino acids)
Source: RefSeq, a predicted model, not a curated record
AUGGGCGCCUUCGACCCCAUCAUCACUUAUGACAAGGCGACAUACAUAGAGACAGAUACGGGCAACAAAGUCUCUCGGAGGGCGCUGAUUUCUGGCGCCACCAACAUUGUUCUUGGAGGAAAGUCUAUCAUCCAAACAUCUGCCAUCCUCCGAGGCGAUCUUCGACGGUCGACAGCUGGGCAGCAUGUUGUCAUUACCGUUGGCAGAUACUGCCUCAUCGGCGAGGGUGCGGUCAUUCGGCCGCCUGGCAAGAUUUACAAGGGCGCGUUCACGUUCUACCCUGUGAGGAUAUCAGACUUCACCCAUAUAGGUACCAACUGCAUAGUGGAGGCGGCCCAGAUCGGGUCUGGGGUAGAUAUCGGGGAAGGCAGUGUCAUAGGAAAGUUCGUGGUGAUCAAAGAUCUUGCGGUCAUAUUGCCUGGCACAGUACUUCCUGAAGGAACAGUGGUUGCUUCGAUGUCUGUUUGGGGCGGAAAUCCAGGCAAGUAG